Molecule: messenger RNA, 1872 nt
Organism: Chiloscyllium plagiosum (whitespotted bambooshark)
Lineage: Eukaryota; Metazoa; Chordata; Chondrichthyes; Orectolobiformes; Hemiscylliidae
Gene: eapp
Product: e2f-associated phosphoprotein
Cellular component (GO): nucleus
Source: RefSeq, a predicted model, not a curated record
UACGUAAUAUGUCGGCGCCACCAGUAGCUCUUGCGUCGCGGAUUAGUGACGUGUAGCCAGGGGGUCUGACGGCAGCAUCAAUAACCCGGAUUGGAGUGAGGCCUCGGAGAGGAGUAGGCCCAUCCUCGGGCUCCAGACAUGAACGUUCAGGAGCAGGAUGACCCGUACCUGGUGGAGGAGCCGAGUGACCAGGAGGAUCUGAGUUCCAGUUCUGAAGAUGAGUUGGACAUCCUUCUCCAUGGUACGCCUGAACGUAAACGUAAACUGAUCAAGGAGUACUUAACAGGAGAGAGUGAGUCCAGCGAUGAUGAAUUUGAAAAAGAGAUGGCAGCAGAACUGGAUUCCACCAUGAAAAUUAUUGAGAAGAGCUGGGAAUUAUCGGCUGAAGGUGCUUCCUCAAGCAUCGGAAGUUGUUGCUCCAGAGCUGUUCCUGGACCACAGUACUAUGAUGAAGUCUACUUCGACUCAGACUCUGAGGCUGAAGAUGAUCAAAAAGAAUGUGAUUCAAAGAAGAAACACAAGAGGCGGAAGGUUCUGACAAAUGAUGAGCUGUUGUAUGAUCCAGAUCAAGAUGACCGUGAUCAGGCCUGGGUUGACAGGCAGAGGAGAGGGUAUCGUGGGCUUUAUAACCAGUCAAACCAGUCCAAAGUAAUGCCAGUUCCAACCAGUGAUGCUGUUCUAAACUGCCCAUCGUGUAUGACAACUCUGUGCUUGGACUGUCAGCGGCAUGAAUUGUACAAAGAGCAAUAUAGGGCUAUGUUUGUGAUGAAUUGUAUUAUUAACAGAGGAGAAGUUCUCAAAUACAAGGAGGCAAGAAACCGCAAACGAAGGAACAAAUACAAAAAAGUAAAAGGCCCAACGGCAGAGAUCUUGCCUGGCUCACCACAGAACAGUGAGGAAGAAAUGUAUCAUCCAGUGCGCUGUGCAGAGUGCUCAGUGGAAGUGGCAGUGUUUGACAAAGAUGAAGUGUAUCAUUUCUUUAAUGUUCUUGCCAGUCAUUGUUAGAAAAUCAAUCAAAUUUUAAAAACAUUUAAGAACAGCUGAGUCUACUUUUUAUAAAGUGAACAUAGCAAAAGGUGGUUCAGGUAAUCCUGUUAGGGGAUCAAAUGCUGCUGUUGGUUAUCUACUGACCGUAUUAAUUAUCAUAGAUAACAGAAAUCCCAUUUGUGACUGCUGCCACUUGGCCAACCUGACAUCGAAAGCACAUUGAAUAAGAUAUUCCAACUCUCUUCCCUUCUUGUAAUCUAAUAUUAAUUUUGAGUGAUUAUUGUGCUGCUUGGAUUCUGUUUAAAUAAUUCAGAAUUUGCCCAUUACAUUUAAAAGUAACCCAUUUCAUAGUUUAAAAGAAACUUCAUUGAAAGUUUUAAUAGUGUUUUGAAUGCCAGCUGUUUGUAGUAAUAACAUAUUUAGCCGAAGACAGGUGUGGUCAUCUGCUUUGCACAAAGCCCUGUGGACCUGUCUUUUGUAACACUUCUCUACCCACUGUAAAGCUAGUUAAAACUAAUCAACUAACAUAGACCUAUAAUUAGGCAUUUCUGACCAAAGCAAACAGAUGGGAUUCUAUUGUAAUUUGAACCUACACAUAUUUGACAAUUAGGUCUUUUAAGGCCUCUGAUGUAACCAUGUUCUCUCCAUAUGUAAUUCUGGCCUCCGUCUACUGCCUAGGUUAAAUUUUAGAAUUUUGUCCACAUCACUCCCCUUUUGUUUGAAUCAUGAGGAGCAUGACAAGGAGAUUAGACUUGAAUAGGAAUCCAACUGGUGACAAGAUUUUGCCCAGAUUCAAAUUGAUUUCAUGUUGAAUAUUUAAUGAAUUUGGAUUUUAAAAAUGUCAUGGUAAGAGUAAGCAUUAAAAGAACAGUUUGUCAUUGGAAA